Molecule: messenger RNA, 1415 nt
Organism: Kockovaella imperatae
Lineage: Eukaryota; Fungi; Basidiomycota; Tremellomycetes; Tremellales; Cuniculitremaceae
Product: yeats family-domain-containing protein
Exons: 4
Coding region: 126-1409 (427 amino acids)
Biological process (GO): chromatin remodeling; regulation of transcription by RNA polymerase II
Cellular component (GO): NuA4 histone acetyltransferase complex; Swr1 complex
Molecular function (GO): histone binding
Source: RefSeq, a predicted model, not a curated record
GUCAGUUAAUAAAAGAGGGCGGCCCCGGGGAAAAGAAGCAAAACGGAAUCAAAUUUCGACAAGCUGCCACGGCGCCAAAUAGGUUUCAAUCUGGACAUAUAGCUCACUGGACUGUAAGCUAAGCUAUGGCUGAUCGACAACGAGGAGUUCAAAUACACAGACCAAUCAUCUAUGGAUCUCAUGCGCGUCUGCUCACUGAUGCAGAGCGUGAACUGUCGACACAAGGUCAUACACACCGUUGGACAGUCUUUCUCACUUCUGCAGCUUCUCCACCGCCGAAAGCUGGUGUCGAAGAUGAUUUCCUUCCUGGAGGCGCCGACGAUCUGAGCUACUUGAUCAAGAAAGUCACGUUUAAAUUACACGAAACGUAUCCGAAUCCCUCACGAGUACUCGAUAAACCACCCUAUGUCGUCUCAGAGACUGGAUGGGGUGAAUUUGUCAUUCAAAUAAGAAUACAAUUCGUCAAUGAAGCUGCAGAGAAGCCGAUGAUUUUCCAACAUGGACUCAAAUUACAUCACUGGGGAAAGCCCAUUGAGGAUAUGACGACGACAGAGGGCUCGGUAAGCGUCGCAACAGGCGUGAUCAAUGGAUCAAGUACGCCGUCUGCUGCAGGUGGUGUCGUCACUGGCUCAGUUCCACCAUUGUCUGGUGCGGAAAAGAAGGAUGGGGAAGCAGACUCAGAAGUCAAAGCGGAGACAUCUACACCUAGACCAGACAUCGUCAUGGGAGAAGACGAGGACACAAAGGCGGAUCCAGAAACUUCGGCAGAAGCUAGCGGAUCUCAGCCUCCGCCUUCUGCUGCUGAAACACAUCACACGCGAGCUCAUACCCACGCUCAAGUCAUUGCGGAACAACGGGUGUCAGCAGCUGCCAAAUGGCCAGUCCUCGCCUGGCAAUAUGACGAGUUGGUCUUCUCCGAUCCACCUCUGGCUUUUUACAACUUGCUGAACGAGCAUCCACCGACAAAGCUACCUGCGAAGAAUAGGAGACCAAGAGAUCAGAGGGAACAAUUUGAGUCAAAGAAGAAGGCAAAGACAAAAAACGCAAUAGCAUCUAGCAGCCGGCAAGCGACCGUCGAGCCGGUUUCCACUCCAGCGACACAGGCCGUUGGGACACCAGCGGCCGAUGCUUCAGGGGCGAACGGUGCCGCUGCUCCAGCUCGUACGGAAAGGCAGCAGAGCUCUGCGGCGACACCGGCGCCGACAUCGGCAAUUGUGGGCAUACCUGGCGAAUUUGGGAGUGCAGAUGUUCCAUUAGAGUUCACAACGGAAAUGGAGAAGGCAGAGUGGAACAAGCUGCAUACAACACGGACGAAGAUCAUCGACGAGAUGGACAGGUGGCGGUCCAAACUUAUAGAGCACGAGAAGGAGCUAGCGAAGCUCAAAGAAGAAAUGACAUCCGCGGGCUGAAGGGAG